Molecule: messenger RNA, 1791 nt
Organism: Ogataea parapolymorpha DL-1
Lineage: Eukaryota; Fungi; Ascomycota; Pichiomycetes; Pichiales; Pichiaceae
Product: Vacuolar protein-sorting-associated protein 36
Exons: 1
Coding region: 1-1791 (596 amino acids)
Biological process (GO): protein transport to vacuole involved in ubiquitin-dependent protein catabolic process via the multivesicular body sorting pathway
Cellular component (GO): ESCRT II complex; late endosome membrane
Molecular function (GO): phosphatidylinositol-3-phosphate binding; ubiquitin binding
Source: RefSeq, a predicted model, not a curated record
AUGCAGGUACAAAGGUUUCAAUUCACUUCGGAAUUCUGGGAGUACGUGCAGUUGAGCAAUGGAGGUAGGCCAAUAUGCUCCUCAAGUGAAAGGAACUUGUUUCUUGGAACGAAUGUUGGUUUGUAUUUGGGAAACUCGAAAAUCGAGAACUAUCAAAACGGCCGACUAUAUCUAACAAAUUUGCGCCUCAUCUAUGUCCCAUUUACAUCCAAUGAGGCUUUAGAGAAGAACGUAGGUUUGUCAUUGAAUCUAGCCUACAUCGAAAACCUUCAAUUUCAAGCAGGAUUCAUGAGAUCAAGUCCAAAAAUCCUUUUAACUUUGACUAAAUUAUCUCCAGAUCUAGAGUAUGAUACGGUCCAUAACACUCUUGAUUGGGACUGCCCCAUAUGUUCUCAUUUAAAUAAAUGUGAUCUGAAGGUGGUAUCGGGGCUGAAUGUUCCCAAAUGUGAAGUUUGCGGAGUUAGCGCCAACGUCUACGAGCUCAAUAAGCUCAAAGUUGAGAAGCAAAACAAUUCUCGAUCGAAAGCUUACAAGAGGGGCUAUGAUAACAGUAGUUCCAAUCCAAUGAUCUGCACAAACCAUCCUGCCAAUAGAUUGCAGUUGCAGACAAGUGGGAGUUUGGACUCACAGAAACAUGAUCUACCGAAUGCAAUAUCAUCAAAGUCAAAACCGAUUUUUUGUCUAUCAGUUAAAAUUGAUGGCAUAGAUCAGUUCAGUUUCAAGCUAAGCUUUAGAAAUGGAGGCGCUCGAACUUUUUAUGACAAGCUGAAGUUUGCUCUCGGACAAGCCAAAUGGUUACAUGCAGAUUCAAGAUAUCAGGUCAAUGCUGGUGCUUUGAAAGUGGCACGAUAUUGUUCUCCAACUGAUACCGACAUUCAGUCAACACCAUCGAACAUGACCUCGACUUUGAAUUUUGAGUCCACUGAAAAACGCGCUGGUAUUCAUGGACUGGAAACGCUGACUUCUUUAAAAAAUAGUGAAGUUUCCACAUUUCUCAACAGCUCGCUCGGAGACCUACAGAACUUGAUGGAUAAAAGCAAGGAUUUGGCAAAGAUUGGAGACGACUAUAGGCGAAUGUUGAUGAGCAGUAAAACAGUAGAUAAGGAAGUUGGUCAUGCAGUCGAGCUUCUCUCGCGGUCCAGAAAUUCCUUGAAGUUACUGGGAAAUCUACUUGACGAUCGUGAAACUAUUAAUGAAGCUAAUGACUUUUAUACUGUCGAGUCACUCAAUUUACUUAAACAAGCGGGUGGCACACAAGCUGGGUCGUCUCUUUACGUGGAAGAACUUUCUCGACAAGUGUACGAUUUUAUCAUUCAGGAAAAUAUACUCAGAGACAAAAAUGGAUUAGUCACGGCCCUUGAUCUCUACUGUCUCUUCAAUAAAAGAAAAGGAUUUUAUUCAGUUUCUCCUCACAACUUCCUUCUUGCAACGGUCUCCCUUAAGCGAUACAAUCCUGAUCUGCAGCUCAUCGAGUUACAGCUACAAUCUCUUCAAAAGGUAGAGGGGAAAACAGCGGGGGAGACAACUGAAAAGGCUCGCUCGCUUUAUGCUAUCUGUUCCUCGACGAUGAAUGCCAAAUCCAUUUCGAGAUCAAUUUUAGAGGUUCUAGAGUCUGGCGUAUCUGGAGGCUAUUCUGCCUUAGAGUUUCAGAAUAUGUGUUCAAUACAGACGAAUUUACUUUUACUUCAAUCGGUCCUAAACGUACUGACUCGAGAUGGUGUUCUGUGUGUCGAUUCAACUCUACAAGGUGAAAAAUAUUUCAGGAACGAGAUUAUUCACUUUAGGGCCUAA